Molecule: messenger RNA, 1532 nt
Organism: Rubroshorea leprosula
Lineage: Eukaryota; Viridiplantae; Streptophyta; Magnoliopsida; Malvales; Dipterocarpaceae
Source: the annotation of a GenBank genome assembly
AAUCUGAUCGUUGUAGUUUUCUAAUCAUUUUCUCUCAUUCAUUUCAUUAAUCUGAUCGUUGCGAUUUUCUAACCAUCUUCUCUCAUUCGUUCGGCCAAUCCGAUCAUUGUGGUUUCUAACUGUUUUAUCUCAUCUGUUCGAUUAAUCCGAUCAUUGUGGCUUUUUAGUCAUUUUUUCUCAUUCGUUUGGUCAAUCCAAUCGUUGUGGUUUUCUAACAGUUUUCUCUCAUUUGUUUGGUUCAUUCGAUCAUUACGGUUUUCUAACCGUCUUCUCUCAUUCGUUCGGUUGGCAAGCAAAAAGGAAAUGUCGCGAAAAAGGUUAAAUCUUUUGCUCUCCAGAAACUUCUUCUUCCCCACACACCCUGGCCUUCUCCCUGGGCCCCAAGCCCCGUGCCCUACCCCUCUGCACCAGCCUUGCUCUGCACCUGCUCCUGCGCCCGGCCUCGCCCGAACCAACGCCCCUGCUUUGCCCCAGAUCCCUUGCCUUGCACUCGAGCCUUGUGCCUGCACCGAGCUUGGCCCCAAUCUCGUGCCUUCUGCACCAGAUCCCCUGCCCUUUCUACGCUCGAAUCAUCUGCACUCUGCACUAGCCAUCACCGGCAAUCAUGCCCUGCACGCCCGAGCCAUCAUAUCCCCCCUACGCCCCUCUACUGCACCAAAUCCCCUGCCCCCUUCUGCCCCCGAAUCGCCUGCACUCUGCAUCCCACUGCCGGCAAUCAUGCCCCUGCACGCCCAAGCCAUAGUCAGCCAUCAUACCCCCCCUACACCCCUCUGCUGCAGCCCGAUCCGCACCCCUCUGUGCCCCCUGCUGCUGCACCGAGCCUAGCCCCAAUCUCCACCUCUGCUGCACUGAGCCUACAGCCAUGCCCCUGCCCCAUCUACAAAAAAAGAACAACAAUGCCAGACAAAAUUGGCAUCAUUGGUGAUUGACAGAGCAAGGCCCCCUUUUUUUUAUUUCAUUUUUUAUUGUUAUCAUUUUGGGUGUAUAUAUAGAGCAAAAGGCAGAGGUCUUUGGGUGGAUUUUGGCUAUUUUAUUUUGGGGGGAUUUUUUUUUUGGUUGAUUCUGAGGCUCUUUUGGUUGAGUUCGGUGUUGCCAACGACGAAAAAAAGAGGGUUUUCUUUGGAGGCCACGGUAGAAGAAGAACGCACAUUUCUGGGUUUUUGCAUUAGGUAAAAAUCUCUGAAACGGAGGAUUCUUUUAGGGAAAUGGUGAAGGAAAUGGUGGGAGCCUGAUCCCGUGGGUGGGAUUCCUCCCAUCAAAUCCAGACCUGUUUCUUUCCCUUUAAGAAACUGCCAUUUUAUUUCUUUUGUGAUUUGUUGUUGAAGUCUCUUUCUUUAGGUUUUGAUGUUAGAUUUGUGUAUGUUUGCUGGAAAUGAAUGAAAAAUCAAGGAAUGAUUUAGCUAAAAAGAACUCUGCCGUGGGUGUUUUCCUUAUUUUUGGUUGAUGUUUUUCUGCAUUUUUUUCUCUCUUUCUUUAUCUGAUGUUAAGUUGUAUGUGUUUUACUGGAGAAUGAAUAAAAAAAAAAUUUCUUG